This is a messenger RNA of Pecten maximus, 2459 nucleotides long. RefSeq lists its product as uncharacterized. NCBI's taxonomy places the organism in Eukaryota, Metazoa, Mollusca, Bivalvia, Pectinida, Pectinidae. The record is from RefSeq and is a predicted model, not a curated record.
UGUGUGAUACCCGUCUAGUGCCCGGAUGUACUGGAUCGUGACUGCUGAUGUACUUUGAACAGCCGGCCCAACAUCCCGUGGAGUUUUCAAUAUGGCGGACCUAAGCCUUGUGGCCAACUAUAGAUCUGCCGUGUUGUUCCUGUUUAUCCUGUGUGUUCCCCAGCCGGGUUACACAGACAAACACGGAAUUGAUACAAGUAUAUGUAGCCCAAGUCAAAUUCAGAAUUCGCCGACACCUAAGCGGCCAUCACUACCUAACAAAUAUGUCGUGUCGAUCGAGGCGAACAUCGAAAACCAUAACUACACUACCGAUUACACCGAGUUUUAUGACGGGACACGGAAUUUGGGUGCCACGCAUCAAUGGUUCCUUGGUUUCCAUGUCAAGAGUAUCUACUCACCGGGAACUGACGAACUCUUCACGGUAGAGACACAGACAGGGACUUGUACCACUGACAACCUCGCCACCGCCGGGCCGAAGUAUAUAUUUGGUUACCAGCCCAGCAGCUCCAAUCAGAAAGUUGGUAGACUUUUCACCACUGCCGGAGCUUUAAGGUUCGGCAAUGGAACAAACGAGCAGUACAUGGGAACCUCUAGGGUUCGAGGUAUAAUAGCUGACUACUGGAAAUCCUGUAUGUACUGGCCGGAUAUGGACGCCACCAUGGAGGUCCACUGGUACUUUACGAACACGGCGUCCUGGGACCCCGCUACUGGGAGAACCUUACCUUCGCCUCUCCGAUGUCAGGUCAAUGGGAAAGUGUGGUCGGGAAACCCCCAUGUGUUCAACCAUACCUAUGAGUUCAACCACUUCGGCACUGUAUUUCCUACUACCCACCCUUUUGAGACUCCAGCCGGAAUCGCCUGUCCCCACAGAAAAGAUACAAAACCAUUACCGACUCCGAGUAAUUACUUCGUCUUCACAGCAGAAACUUUGAACGUUGACUUCAACACAAUUGGAUUUAUCAAGGAAUGGUACGCCAAAGACAUGAACCUUGUACGUUACGACUACAAACCCGCCACCGCGGAUGUCAGCCCAUACGGUCAUAAUAUGUUAACCGAAGUCCACGACUUCUCAGAAGGUAUCGCUUACAUCCGGGACCCUACUGUUGGAAACUGCACCUUGACGACCAUCUCCGCACGUGGCAUUGACGCCAAAUCUGUCGACCCGAAUCACGUGAGAAUCAGAACGUCACAGGAGUUCUUCAAUUUUGACAAAGCGGCCUACCAGUACGAAGGAGUGAGGAAGGUGAGAGGGAUGGAUGCGGACGUGUGGAUCGCCACCCGAACGGACUGGCCUGCCAGUAAUCCUGGGAAAAACUCCACGUGGGAGUGGUAUUUUGCCAGGCAAGGAUGGCGGGAAAGUACUGGUCAUACCUAUGUAUUCGGAAUGCCUCUAAUGCUCAGCGUCCAUUCGGAUAACUACGGAUCCAUUGUCUAUAACACGUAUAAUUUUGACGAGGAGAAGCCAGGGAUCACGGACUUUGAUAUUAGUAAAUGUUAUAACUAUACAAACAGACAGGACUUCGCCUUCAAGAUUCCGGGGAGUUAUCAAGUUAAUGUUGCGCCAAAUCUGCAAGGUUUCAAAUACAACGUAAUAUUGGCUGUCCACAAGGCGGCGACAGUGUCGUCACUGCGUAUCUCCGACGUCAAGGUUGAUUACGACGCUUCUAACAUCCUCGUGUCCUUGACCAUACUUGGUACACCGAAUGUUCAAGGGGACGUGAACAACCCUGUCACUCAGGUCAGUUUGUCUACAGCGGCCACCCUGUUGACCAACGCUAUCAACAGUAACCAGCUCAGGAUCUCCGUUAGUACAGCACAAAGUCAAAAUAAAAUGUUGACAGCACAGCCUUAUUCCCUGAAACAGUCUAGUCACACAGUACAGAAAGGAUACUAUGUACCCCCGAAAACUAAAACCAGCUACUCUGCAGGUGCCGUUGCUGGGUUAGGCGUUGCCAUGGCUGUUGUUUUCUUUGCAUUUGGAUUUGCUUGUAUGUACAUUUAUUACCGAAAGAAUGGAGGUUCGUUUACCAAGGGCGACGCAGGUGGAUUCGAACCGAAAAAGUUCGCCGAAAAUGAUUACGAAAACACUGCUGAUAAAAGUGGAGAUGAAUAGUGCUUCAAAAUGUCAACUUACAUGAUUGUUUGUGCGUGAGAAUGUUUGUUACAGACGACGUGAUGCAAUACGAUGCAAGCGUGAGUUUAACAUAGUAGUGAACAAUGUCGUAUUAGAGAAUAAAUGAUUUGGUAUCAUGAUGUAUGAAGUUUAGCAGUAUUUGCACCAAUAAGUGGUUACACGUUCCGUUGUGACGACCUCAAACGGUCACAGAGUCAAUGUCGCUGUUGCUAGGUUCAAAGGUCACUGUCAGAGCCAAAGUACAUACUCAUUUAAAUGUCAUACGUGAUAUGUAUAUACGUCUUUCGCAGAAACCAAGUGCAAUAAAGUAAUAUUUUUAUACAGA